AUGUGUAGAAUGUCUCCUCUAUCUAUCCAAUUCCUUCACCCUGUGCAUCAUCAGUCCCUUCCUCUUAAGCGUAUUGAAAUGCAGCAACAGAUUGCAACCGUUCAACCUUUGCCAGUUAUAUCCGCAAAGGAAAGGCACAAAGUUAGUAUCGAACACGGAUCCGACAGUUAA
This is a messenger RNA of Blastomyces dermatitidis ER-3, 171 nucleotides long. RefSeq lists its product as uncharacterized. Lineage: Eukaryota; Fungi; Ascomycota; Eurotiomycetes; Onygenales; Ajellomycetaceae. The record is from RefSeq and is a predicted model, not a curated record. The transcript has a single exon. The coding region runs from base 1 to 171 and encodes 56 amino acids.